GUUGUUGUUCCUGCUUUUGGAAGGGUAUUGUACGUAUAGAUACUAUCAAUGCGGCGUCGUCGUCGUAGUUGCCGAAAUAUCUAAAAGAAUGCUUACGGACAACAGUCGGACGUCGGACUCGGAUAUCGUGUGUGAGUUUCGCUUAGGAUAGGACUUCAGAGGAGUGUUGCUUUGGGUCCUUUCACUACUUUCUAGUGUGUUUUCGACCAGAAAGGAACGUAUGUGUCGUGUGCGUGGUGAUUGCUGUGGCCCUGCUGUUGACUAUAUAUACUUCCUGUCGAUUUGCAAGUUCUUACGCCUUUAGUCUAUGUCGGGAUACCCACCUUGGAGGAAACGUUGUGCUUAUUUUUCCUCUCGGUUUCUAUAAAAAUAUAUUAUUAUGUUCACACACGCUACACAUGCCAGAUCAUUAUAGCGCACGCAAUUUUCUUGAUUCAAGUUUCGAUUUUGUUUGUCGUUUCGUUUAUACCGAUGCUCCGACUUUUCAUUCUCAAACUGUAACAGAGCUUAUCGCGACGUCGUGACAUCCAUAGGGAACAGCUAUUUUCUGAAUAGUUUCUUCUUUGAUUUUGCCAUCAUUCCGGUAGAGGCAGAAUCGCAAUUUAAAUAGCUUUCGUUUGGAUCCCUUCUAUCUUUCAGUGUAUUAUGCGCGAAACUAAAAUUUUCGGUUCGCUUUCUUGAUACAGAUCCAUUCAAUUGGGGAGCAGAAUUUGAGAGCAUCUCCUCGGAGGAGAUAGUGAUUGAAUUAUUCGAUUCGAUUUCGAGACUCGUGUGAGAGGGAUAAUAAAUAGAAAAUCUUUAGAUAUUGUCGUUGCUAAGAAAUUGGUAUCUGUCGUCGUUACUGUGAAUGUGUCGUCGAUUUUGGUCUCUUCAAAAGACACAAACUUUGGGGAUGUUGUCCGGCAAGUGAAUAUAAACGAAUAACAUGCAGUGUGUGGUUUUUCGAAAGAUUUUCGAAGUCGUAUCCGAAACGUCGGAUUCGUAGUCAGCAAAUCUUGAGAAUACGAAGCAAUCAAAUCCUUGCCCAAGUCGGUGCCGGAUUUUCAGAUGGAUUUUCGUGCGGUUUGAUUUUUCGGGGUGGUUGCUUGGGACUUUUAACCUUUUUAUUCCGUACCCAAGUGUCGAGUGUCUUAUCAGUGUCCAAACAAAAUCUCUUAGUCCUCAUUUAUUGUGAUUUCCCAUUCAUUUUGUUACAUAUAUAUUAUAUAGGAAGAAAAAGUAAUUUUAGGGUGUGUGCGAUUACGACGUGUAAAAUUUUCAGAAAUAUACAGUGUUCGUAUAAUAGCUAGAAAUAAAGAAGUCAAAGCAGCGCAGACGGAUAAAAACUAAAGUUGAAAAUUAAAAAUAUACCCCCAAAAAGUGUCACGUAUCUGUGCCGUAUCAGAUCGCUACUGUAGUGCGCUUUUAGCAGCCGAUUUCUAAAAUUAUUCGGCAAGAAUAAAUGCAAAGCAGAUUGAAUCCUAAUCCAUCCUUUCAUUCCCUUUCCGUGCCGCUUUCAAUUCCACUCCGAUUCGCACGUAUUUGCCGCUCCUAACGCCUUGCUCUUUCCCUGUAUCCAACCCUCAUCAGUGGUUUGGAAUGUGGAGAAGUGCUCUUUUGAUUAAUUAGCAAGCAAAACUACUCUACGCGCCGUAUUCAUGACAUCCAUGAUAUCCCGCCGUCGACGAGUCAAAAGCCCAUGUCCUCUUCAUCGUUACCAGGACAAGAAACUAUUAGACGAGGGUGUGUUCCAUAGAAUCACGACACGGCAAGCAAAGGGCAUACCCUCAGGAUUUCAUAGUUGUGAAUAAACAAAUCGACGUCAUAGAAAUCACAGAUGCGAAAAAUAUCAAGCCAAAUGAUAGAUUUUGUGCAAAGACGCGAAAGCGUAGCCACAGCAGAAGUACUUCCAAAAAGGAAUUCUAGAUGAACGGGCGUGCCGAGAAAACAAGGAAAAGUCAGAAUGACAGCGGAAGAAAAAUCAGCAGCUGCGUCUUUCUAAAUGCUUCUUUUGUGUUGUGUGUCCUACACCAUAAUUUUUCGGUCGUGCAUCAUUAAAACCCAAGAAUACAAAUGCCAUCUUCGUCAAUAAGACUUGGCUUAAAUAAUUGAGCAGCGUUUACUCAAUGAAUGACGGCAAAAAUGCAUUUAGCUUAGCGACUUUCCGUUCACUUUUCCAACUCAGUUCGAUUGUACAUACUUACGAGUAUGAACAGAUGGAUACAGAUAGAUACGCAAACUGACAGCCACAUAGACUGAUUGAAAACAUCAUGUGAGAGCUUUGUGCCUUCUCUGUGCGAGUCCUGUUCACCCGUAUCCGUAUAUGUACGUAUACACGCAAUUCAAGCGGACAAAUAACGUGGAUCAAUCGAUUUUCUAUUCCUUCCGAACAGAUAUCCUUUUGUCUUUGGCAAAAUAAAAAUAUCAAGGAAAGGAAACCGAAGGGCAGUCAAGGAAAAAAUAAGAAGAAAACAGUACCUCGCUUUUCCUUCAACGACAGAAAACCCAACACGCGGUUAUAACGGAACUAAGCAUACAUUGCGUAUGUACUAUCUUGCUGAUAACCCUUCUCAAUGCCACAAAAAAAUUCUACUUAAAGUUAAUCGCCAGCGGGCCUGCAUAAUACUCAACUUCUAUAUACAUAGUCUGUUCAAUUAGUGAUAAAUCCCGCGAUUUGUAUUUCUGAAUUUCGGUGUUGAUACCAAGUAGUAUGUGAGUAUGAAAUCCUCAGAAUGAACGCUUAACGACUGACUGGCUUCAACCAGCGUGACUAAGGACAUGAAGACGAAGGUCGUCUGCCUUUUUUGUGAUAUCAGCUAAUCCCCCGCAAUUCAAACCCAACAAAAACCAUUAAAAACGACAACGCGACCAAAUCUUAAUUUGAUUUAAUAAAAUUGCUUUAAUUUCGAGUAUUAAAUAAAGACCUAAUUCGUAAAAUUAUGGAGUUGACGUCAAUAACGAACUAUUCAAAAUAUGACGGGAAAAAUGAAAUGCGGCAAUAUCUCAAUAUAAAUACCAAGCAAAGGUUUGGAUUUGCUGCCGUGUCUGCUGCUAGUUGUUCCGGACUACGAUUCAAAAUUCAAAUCUCAACGGUCAAUGAGCUGACGUAGAGAUUGUGAGCGUGAGUGUUUCAAUCGCCAUCAAUCUGUAUGUGCAGCUCCGAAAACCGGUGUCCACGUUGUCGAUUCCUGGCUCGAUGAAAACACCCUGCGCUGGAAAUCGAGAACAAAUUUCGUCUGCAUGCAACGAAGAAGCUGGCGUUGCACUCGUGGGUGUUCACUCAGAAUAUCCCAGGUACAUGGAGGAGCGAGGAUUGACCGGCGUCAAAGCACCUGGAGCUGGUUCAACACCGGGAACUCAGAAACAUAAGCCGAAUGUUGGCUAUCGAUUAGGUCGAAGAAAAGCUUUAUUUGAGAAAAGAAAACGAAUAAGUGAUUACGCUCUUGUAAUGGGUAUGUUUGGAAUUAUCGUAAUGGUUAUAGAAAACGAAUUAAGUAGCGCUGGAGUUUAUUUAAAGUCUUCGUUUCAUUCGACAGCCUUGAAAACAUUAAUAUCCGUGUCGACUGUGAUCCUUUUAGGUCUUAUUGUUGCUUACCAUGCUCUGGAAGUUCAGUUAUUUAUGAUCGACAAUUGUGCAGAUGAUUGGCGAAUCGCUAUGACGUGGCAACGAAUUAGUCAAAUAGGUCUAGAACUUUUAAUAUGUGCUGUGCAUCCAAUACCAGGCGAAUAUUACUUCCUCUGGACAACAAAACUUGCUAAUAAAAAUAAAUCAAUGGGCACGGAGUUGGUGCCGUAUGAUGUUGCAUUAUCAUUGCCAAUGUUCCUUCGAUUAUAUCUAAUAUGUCGUGUUAUGUUGCUACAUUCAAAAUUAUUCACAGACGCCUCAUCACGUAGCAUAGGUGCACUAAAUCGUAUAAAUUUUAAUACCAGAUUUGUCCUUAAAACACUAAUGACAAUAUGUCCGGGAACAGUUUUAUUAGUUUUUAUGGUAUCUCUAUGGAUUAUCGCCUCAUGGACGCUGCGACAGUGUGAAAGGUUUCACGAUGAAGAACAUGCAAACCUUUUGAAUGCCAUGUGGCUUAUAGCCAUAACAUUUUUAAGUGUUGGGUUUGGUGAUAUUGUACCAAAUACUUAUUGUGGUCGUGGUAUUGCGGUCAGCACAGGAAUUAUGGGAGCUGGAUGCACUGCUUUGCUGGUAGCUGUUGUGUCUCGGAAGUUAGAGCUAUCCCGGGCUGAAAAACAUGUUCAUAACUUUAUGAUGGAUACCCAGCUAACAAAAAGGCUAAAAAAUGCGGCAGCGAAUGUGUUGCGAGAAACAUGGCUGAUAUAUAAACACACAAGGCUGGUGAAAAGAGUUAACCCUGGACGAGUGCGGACGCAUCAGAGGAAAUUCCUUCUAGCAAUUUAUGCAUUACGAAAAGUAAAAAUGGAUCAACGAAAACUUAUGGAUAAUGCAAAUACAAUAACCGAUAUGGCCAAAACACAAAAUACGGUGUACGAGAUUAUCUCGGAUAUGUCAACAAGGCAGGAUGCGAUUGAGGAAAGACUAUCAAGUUUAGAGGACAAAAUGCAGGCGUUGCAGGAUCAUAUGGAGUCAUUACCGGAGAUAGUCACACGGUGUCUCACUCAACAUCAAGAACGGUUGGAACAGCGGAGAAAUUUUCUGCAUCCGGAUGCUGCAGUAACAGCGUCUGCACAACCGUCGCAGCCGCCACCUCUAGUUUCACCUUUACUCUUUCCACAUUCCAGGAGUGUACCAUCUACAAACAAUGCAAUUUUCCAAUGGCCAACAAGUCCAAUUCUGCCACCGGUAUCGAGUAGAACGCCUCAUUUGGUGCCUGACACAUAUAUUCCAUCGACUUUAGCUGCGACGGCGACACCAGCUGCAGCCACAAGUUCAACCUCUCUAACAAAUAAUAAUAACGUUAACACAUCUUCCAGUAAAUUAAACAGCUGAAUCGAACCUGCACAAACUCAACAAACGCAUUCUAUGGUGUGUCCGGCGUCAACCUCAAUCACGACGGCCAGCAACAAAUACACGAGACGGAGGGAACGACAACGAAAAGCCCAGUUCAGAGCAAUGGCAACAACAUCAACAGAAGCAACAGCAACAUCAACAGAAACAUCAAAAUCACAUAGUAACUCAUUAGAAGACAUUUUUACGCAACAAGGCAACUCGUGAGAAAAUAAUGAUAGUAGAAAAAUUGAAUAGUGACGAUUUUACUAUGUAAUGGGAAUAAAUUAUUAUUACUAUUAUAUAAAGACUAGGAAAUGAAGCAACUAAGAAAUAAGUAAGCAAAAAGACAUAGGCCAAUUUCUAAGGUUCUAGAAAAGUAAUAAUCAAUUGAGACGGGGGAGAAAAUAUGAAUAAAAUUCGUGAAUUUAGGGUGUAAAUCAUUGGAAUAAAUUUUGAUAAGAAGGAACUCGUUUUGUUGUUUGAGUAUUACGGUUAUUUAGUUUUUAAUUAUGUCACAUUUUCCAGUCCCUUAGAAACUACAGAAAAAUUCUCAUCUGAUAUACCAAGUGAAAGAAAAUAUUGAGUCAAAUUCUCCCUUAGAGAACUGACCCGUUGAUCAGGGCUGCAUGUGCACUUCUUGGCAAACACAUUUGACCAAAUAAAAGUUUUUCCUCUAGCAAAUUGUUUAGUAUCCAAGUCACACAUCAAUAGGAAAAAAGUGAUAUUUUGCCGUUUUAGUGAUUUUAAAAUUCAGCCCUUAUAAUGCGGAGGACCCAACGGAAUUUACUUAGUAUUUUCUGUUACUGGUCAUUCAGUAAUAUUACUCAAAGUAGAAACGAACCACAAAAGUACGCAAAUUAGUAACAUAGAGACUAGAUUUUAAAAAAACGUACUUUUAAUUUUCUUUAAAAAUAUUCGAAACUAUGGGGCCCACUUUAAUAGUCAUUCGAGCGAAUAACGGAAGACAAAUAAUCGAAAUUAAAAACAACCUGAUUGCUUGGAUUUAGAUCUUAACCGGUUUCAAUAUCAUCAAAAAAACAACCACUCAAGAAAUCCUCUUCAACCUCCGGAUGAAAUGAGCAACUGAACAUUAUGUUGAACAAUAAAAGAAAGCUUUACGACAAAAUAGAAACAUCAAUAACUUCAUAGACUUCAUACCUAAGACGAAACAAGCUUACGAUAUUAAAGCCACAAAUUAUAAAUGAUAAGAAAAUCUCGAAACGAAAAAGUGAACCACUACCAAAGUGAAGUUAUGUAACGAAGAUAGGAAAUGACAAAACCCUAUAGAAAUGUAGAAACAAUUAUUUCAUCUUUAGUAUCUCUUAGACCAUUCAUUUUCUACGAAGUCAAGGACGAAAUUGUUUUAAGUGAAUUAAGAACCCUUUUAGUGUAUUCAUUUCGUUCUAUGUAAUUACUAAAAAGCGUGUUUCGCGAAAAAGCUUUAAGAUUUAGGGUGCCUGCAUUUGCUAAGAAAAAACUUAGAUUUAAAGAGAAUAUUACUUAUUAUUAUUAAAAUUAUUAUUAUCACAUGAUGGUAGUAAGAACAAGUAACAUUAGUAGAAAAAUAAACCCUUGCGGAAGUAGGUCAUGCAUAUUAUGUAACAUAUGUUUUGUUUAUGUUUGAAUCGGUACAUUCAAACUCAAUUUGUCCAAAAAUAUAAAAGUUUCGACAGAUCGUUUUUACUUUUGUUAGAAAAGGUUUUACGUGUGUUGCUGAAUAAAAUUGAAUAGAAUAUACGGAAAAGUCUAUUGUACAAAUUUAGUUUAUAUAAAGUUGUUGCAAUUAUACAUAAAAGAGCAAGAAAGAUAAAAGUCUAAACCAAAAUUGAUUUUCAAAGUUAAGGACAAUUUAAAAGUAUUCGCAUAUUUACCUAUAUACAAAACAUAUUACAACAACUAUUAAGAAAUUAUACAAAAACAACAAAAACCUAAAAAACCAUCCCUCAAAGAAAUUAAAAGGAAUUUAAAAAGGAUCAAAACGGUAUCUAAGCGUAAAAUAAUUGAAGAAAAUCCAUACUAGUCUGUUUUAUUAUGAAUUACAUAAAAUACGGAUGAAUAAUUAUGAACAUUCUUUGAAAUGUAUAAAUUUCGAUCUUAAAAGUAACAAACGAACACACCAAUUUGAACGUAUCUUGCAAUAGUCGUCCAUUUCAUUCAGCCAUUGUAUUAUAUAUUUAAAGAUAUAUAUAUAUGUCUAAAACAAAUUUAUAGAUAAAAAAGUGAAUUGAUAAAACUCAACUAAAAUUAAAUUUAAACCUGUGAAUCAUAGAAAACCCGAAAGUAUGUGGAUUAAAUUAUGGUCUUAUAAAAAAUAUUUAAAGCAAAUAUAUAAAAAUUAAACUUUAAAGAAAAUCUGCUCACAUGCGCUAAGUACUAAUAUGAUAAAGUUUAAAUCUAAAAAAUUAAUAAAUUUUAAAUUAUCUCAACAUUCAAUACAGUAAAUUUAUGGGUACGACAUAAGGCUGAAGUGUAGGAAUAAAUAAAAUCGAGAAUGGAAGACUAUUGCAACUGUAUUGUCACCUUGUUAUAUUUUGGCUCUCCUGAUAAAGAAAAUAAAAAAGAAAUUACGAAAUCACUAAAAAGAGAAAGAUAAAAACCCUAAUCUAGUUAUUAUUAUUAUAUAGAGAGAGAAUCGUUAUUUCGCAACAUUAAUAUAAAAAUAUUUAUUGUAAAUUGUUCUGUUUUGUAUGAUAUAAUCAUGUAUAUUUAGUUUACAAUUAAAUACGUUUUCUGCA
Molecule: messenger RNA, 7671 nt
Organism: Hermetia illucens (black soldier fly)
Lineage: Eukaryota; Metazoa; Arthropoda; Insecta; Diptera; Stratiomyidae
Gene: SK
Product: small conductance calcium-activated potassium channel protein
Exons: 13
Coding region: 3176-4936 (586 amino acids)
Biological process (GO): potassium ion transmembrane transport
Cellular component (GO): neuron projection; plasma membrane; neuronal cell body
Molecular function (GO): calmodulin binding; small conductance calcium-activated potassium channel activity
Source: RefSeq, a predicted model, not a curated record